AUGGCAGGGAAGGAAAAGUCCCCAACUACCAUUUGCACCGCUCUGUUGGGCGACUUCAUCCAACCCAAUAUCGCUGAUUUGCGCUUACCUCACUCGAUGAUAUUCACUCACUUACUACUUCGCUCCCAUUAUGGCAUGUCAUGGCACCUGUUAGCGCGGGGGCUGGCCUUCAAUCCAUUUUCGACACCAUUUUCUGAGCAGACACCAGGCUCGUCGAUGGUGGCACAUGACGUCGAAGAGAGUUCUCCACUGUUCCAAUGCUAUAAUAAUGCCGUUUUCCCUUACGAGGUACUACAUGAGAGGAAGAUGGGUUUGACUCUGAUCUCUUCUCCAAUCUUGAAGAUCUUAAAGUCUUUACAAGAUAGCCACGAGGUUACGCUGAGUCCCCCGCUCAAAUGCCGAACUAUUUCCUGGAAAACAGGGGCUUCAACCACGUGGCUCGGCACAAGCAUUUACACACGCCAUAAGUCCGAGGAAGUAAGGCUGCUCAGACGCCUUUCCUUCCAGGGGUUCUCAGCCUCGGUCUGUUUCACUGACGCCGGCAAGAUCUUCGAGAUAAAGCUCUAG
Messenger RNA from Colletotrichum lupini, 567 nucleotides. RefSeq lists its product as uncharacterized. The record is from RefSeq and is a predicted model, not a curated record. The coding region runs from base 1 to 567 and encodes 188 amino acids. The transcript has 5 exons. Lineage: Eukaryota; Fungi; Ascomycota; Sordariomycetes; Glomerellales; Glomerellaceae.